Molecule: messenger RNA, 1369 nt
Organism: Odontomachus brunneus
Lineage: Eukaryota; Metazoa; Arthropoda; Insecta; Hymenoptera; Formicidae
Product: polyubiquitin-B
Exons: 2
Coding region: 174-1097 (307 amino acids)
Biological process (GO): modification-dependent protein catabolic process; protein ubiquitination
Cellular component (GO): cytoplasm; nucleus
Molecular function (GO): protein tag activity; ubiquitin protein ligase binding
Source: RefSeq, a predicted model, not a curated record
GGCGCACAUAUCUGAGGAAGAAACGGUGACGUCAUUUUCUUAUCAUUUCUCGUGAGUGGUCUUUUCGCAGCGGUCGAUUGUUUGAGUCGCUCGUCUUUUGUUCUAUCUAUCGAACGGUCUGGUUCACGUUACGGUUUUUGGUAGCCGCGAAUCGUUUUGAUAUCAGAUCCAACAUGCAAAUCUUUGUGAAGACCCUCACAGGCAAGACUAUCACCCUUGAGGUUGAAGCUUCUGACACAAUAGAGAAUGUGAAAGCUAAGAUCCAAGACAAAGAGGGAAUUCCUCCAGAUCAACAGCGUUUGAUCUUUGCUGGCAAGCAGCUGGAAGAUGGCAGAACUCUUUCUGAUUACAACAUUCAGAAGGAAUCCACACUCCAUCUAGUUCUGCGUCUUCGAGGAGGAAUGCAAAUUUUUGUGAAGACCCUCACAGGCAAGACCAUCACCUUAGAGGUUGAAGCUUCAGACACAAUAGAGAAUGUGAAAGCCAAGAUCCAAGACAAAGAAGGAAUUCCUCCAGAUCAGCAGCGUUUGAUCUUUGCUGGCAAGCAGCUGGAAGAUGGCAGAACUCUUUCUGAUUACAACAUUCAGAAGGAAUCCACACUCCAUCUAGUUCUGCGUCUUCGAGGAGGAAUGCAAAUUUUUGUGAAGACCCUCACAGGCAAGACCAUCACCUUAGAGGUUGAAGCUUCAGACACAAUAGAGAAUGUGAAAGCCAAGAUCCAAGACAAAGAAGGAAUUCCUCCAGAUCAGCAGCGUUUGAUCUUUGCUGGCAAGCAGCUGGAAGAUGGCAGAACUCUUUCUGAUUACAACAUUCAGAAGGAAUCCACACUCCAUCUAGUUCUGCGUCUUCGAGGAGGAAUGCAAAUUUUUGUGAAGACCCUCACAGGCAAGACCAUCACCCUCGAAGUUGAAGCUUCAGACACGAUAGAGAAUGUGAAAGCUAAGAUCCAAGAUAAAGAGGGAAUUCCCCCAGAUCAGCAGCGUUUGAUCUUUGCUGGCAAGCAGCUGGAAGAUGGCAGAACUCUUUCUGAUUACAACAUUCAGAAAGAAUCCACACUCCAUUUGGUUCUGCGUCUUCGAGGAGGCGAACGUCCUUAAACUGAAGUUUAAGGGAGAACUCUUACUAGUACCUAUGUAGUAAAUUAGAUAAUCUCUGUAGUAACAGAAAAUUUUUGUUUUUUUUUUUUUAUUUUUAAUUUAUACUUAAAAUCUACAUUCACACAUGUACUUCUUAAAAUUUUGUUUCUAAAAUUAUUGUUCAUUAUAGGAACGACAAGUGCGACAAGAAUCUAGAAAGUUGUAAUCCAUGCAGAUAUAAAAACCGUAUGUAUUCUUGUAUAGCACUGAAACAUUAAAUAUCGUAUCCGAAA